Molecule: messenger RNA, 1496 nt
Organism: Medicago truncatula (barrel medic)
Lineage: Eukaryota; Viridiplantae; Streptophyta; Magnoliopsida; Fabales; Fabaceae
Product: probable sugar phosphate/phosphate translocator At3g11320
Exons: 4
Coding region: 275-1207 (310 amino acids)
Source: RefSeq, a predicted model, not a curated record
AAGUAAUUACCAAAAUCAUCCUCAAAAUCAUCAAACUUUUGGAACGUUACAUCCAUGCACCUAACAAAAAAUGUUCAGUUUCAGUUUCCAAUCCUCGAAAAUGAUUCCAAACCCAAAAAUCACCAUUGAAUUAGAUUGAUUCCCUUCUCUACAUGCAUUUAGGAUGAACCAUUUAUUCAUUCUAUCUACAACCUUAUUACAAAGCCUUUGUUUUUUUAUCUUUCUUUGAAGAAAUCCAACAAAAAAAAAAUAUUGAAUUUUGAUCAAAUCCAUAAUGACCCAGAUGAUGAAAAACUCAAUUCCAUGGCCAACAAUUAUGGUUGUAAUAUCAUGGUACACUUCAAACAUUGGUGUUCUUCUAAUGAACAAGUACUUGUUAAGCAGCUAUGGUUACAAGUUCCCGGUUUUCCUCACCAUGUGUCACAUGAUGUUGUGUUCAGUUUUCAGUUACGUUGGAAUUUCUGUUAUGGAUAUUGUACCUUUGCAGAAUGUGCAAUCUAAGAAUCAGUUGUUCAAGAUCUGUGGUUUGAGUGUUGUGUUUUGUUUCUCCGUUGUUUGCGGGAACAUGUCGUUGAAUUAUAUUCCGGUGUCGUUUAAUCAAGCUAUUGGUGCUACUACACCUUUUUUCACCGCUGUUUUUGCUUAUGUUGUGAGUAGAAAAAGAGAGGCUUGGGUUACUUAUGCUACUCUUUUGCCUGUUGUUGCUGGUGUUGUCAUUGCUAGUGGGGGUGAACCAAGUUUUCAUCUAUUUGGAUUUAUAAUCUGUGUUGCAUCAACAGCUGCCAGAGCAUUUAAAUCAGUGCUUCAAGAUAUUUUGUUGUCUUCGGAAGGAGAAAAGUUGAAUUCUAUGAACCUGUUGCUUUACAUGGCACCUAUAGCAAUGUUGGUCUUACUCCCUGCAACAUUGUUGAUAGAGGGAAACGUGCUUAGAAUCACUAUGGAGCUUGCUAGUGAGGAUAUCAGAAUUUUCUGGUAUCUACUUUUGAGUUCCUCUCUUGCAUAUUUUGUGAACCUCACAAAUUUUUUGGUGACCAAAUAUACAAGUGCACUUACCCUUCAGGUGUUGGGAAAUGCAAAGGGAGCAGUUGCCGUGGUGAUCUCAAUUUUGAUAUUUCAAAACCCUGUUUCAAUGAUAGGAAUGCUUGGCUAUGUUCUCACCAUUAUUGGAGUUAUAUUGUAUAGUGAAACCAAGAAGAGAUUUACUUAGAAACUAGUAAAAUUAACAUGAUCACAAUCGAAGAGGAUUCUGUAAUUUACAUAUGAGAGGACCACCACCCCACCCCCACCCCCAACUUAUUUUUCCCUGGCUGUAGGUAUAUUGGCCGUAAACCUUUCUCUGUAUCGUUCCAAUUUUAUAGAUGUCCUCGAAGGGACAUAUUGACCGUUCGUUCCAAUUUUAUCAAAUGUCCUCGAAGGGACAUAUUGACCGUAAACUUUUAGAUGUGGGCUUGAGUUUCAUUGAUAUUUCUUAGGUAGUCAUUGUCAAUUUGCUUUGA